Molecule: messenger RNA, 1992 nt
Organism: Miscanthus lutarioriparius
Lineage: Eukaryota; Viridiplantae; Streptophyta; Magnoliopsida; Poales; Poaceae
Source: the annotation of a GenBank genome assembly
AUGGUGGUGGUGGUGCAGCAGGUCAUCGACGUGACUGCAGCGGCGGCAGACGGCAGCGCCGCCCGACGUCGUCCGGCGCGCGUGCCGGUGCCCCCGCCGCGCUCGCUGCUGAGCACGGUCGGGGCCAAACUCAAGGAGACGCUGUUCCCGGACGACCCGUUCCGCGCCGUGGCGCGCGAGCCCGCGGGGCGUCGCCGCGCGCUGGCCGUGCUCCGCUACCUCCUCCCGUGCCUCGAGUGGCUGCCGUCCUACUCGUUCGCCAAGCUCCGCUCCGACGUCGUCUCGGGAGUCACCAUCGCCAGCCUCGCCGUCCCGCAGGGCAUCAGCUACGCAAGGCUCGCCGGACUCGACCCCGUCAUCGGACUAUACUCGAGCUUCGUGCCGGCGCUGGUGUACGCCGCGCUGGGGAGCUCGCGGGAGCUGGCGGUGGGCAGCACGGCCGUGAUCUCGCUGCUGUUCGCGUCCAUGCUGGGUCCCGCGGCGUCGCCCGCGGAGGACCCGGCGCUGUACGCCAGCCUAGCCUUCACGGCCACCUUCUUCGCGGGCGCCUUCCAGGCGGCGCUGGGCGUCCUCCGUCUCGGCUUCCUCAUCGACUUCCUCUCGCACGCCGCCAUCGUCGGCUUCAUGGGCGGCGCCGCCACUGUGGUGGCCCUGCAGCAGCUCAGGGGGUUCCUCGGCCUCCAGCACUUCACGCACGCCACCGACCUGCCGGCCGUCAUGCGCUCCGUCUUCUCCCAGUCGGCGCACUGGCUUUGGCAACCCUUCCUUAUUGGAGUCUGCCUCUUCGUCUUCCUGCAGAUCACACGCUACAUCAGCAAGAGGCGGCCCAAGUUGUUUUGGAUAUCGGCGGCGGCGCCAUUGGCGUCAAUCAUUGUCUCCACACUUCUGGUCUAUCUCAUCAGUGGGGAAAAGUACAGUAUUCAAACGAUCGGCUCCGUGAAGAAGGGCAUAAAUCCCUUGUCGGUCAAGAGUCUGCUCUUGUCGUCGCCACACACGUGGCUCGCCGCCAGGACCGGGAUCAUCACCGGCAUUAUCUCACUCGCUGAAGGGUCUGCGGUUGCGCGGAGCUUCGCCAUGGCCAAGAACUACCACGUGGACGGGAACAAGGAGAUGAUCGCGUUCGGGGCGAUGAACAUGGCGGGCUCCUGCACCUCCUGCUACCUGACGGCGUCCCCGUUCUCGCGGUCGGCGGUGAACCGCGACGCCGGGUGCCGGACGGCCGCGUCCAACGCCGUCAUGGCGCUGGCCGUGGCGGCCACGCUCCUCCUCCUGACGCCUCUGUUCCGGUACACGCCGCAGGCGGCGCUGUCGGCCAUCAUCACAUCGGCGAUGCUGGGCGUCAUCGACGUCCGCGCCGCGGCGCGCCUGGCGCGGGUGGACAGGGUCGACUUCUGCGUCUGCCUCGCCACCUUCCUGGGCGUCGUCUUCCGCAGCAUCGACGUAGGCCUCGUCGUCGCCAUCGGCGUGCUGGUGCUCCGGGUCCUGCUCUCCGUGGCGCGCCCGAGGACCACGGCUCUCGGGAAGGUGCCGGGCUCCACGGCGUACCGGAGGAUGGACCAGUACGCCACGGCGCAGGCCACGCCGGGGGUGCUUGUCCUGCGCGUCGACUCGCCCAUCUGCUUCGCCAACGCCAGCUACCUGCGGGAGAGGAUCUCGCGGUGGAUCGACGACCACGAGGAUCAGAUCAGGACCUGUGGCGGAGAGAGCCUGCGAUGCGUCGUGCUUGACAUGGGAGCUGUCACGAGCAUCGACUCGUCUGGUACUGGCAUGCUGGAGGAUCUCAAAAGGAGCCUUGACAAGAGAUGCCUCCAGAUAGCAUUGGCCAAUCCCGGCAGUGAGAUUAUGAGGAAACUUGACAAGUCCAAGGUGCUCCAGAUCAUCGGCGACGAGUGGAUCUUCUUGACAGUAGCCGACGCGUCUGAUUAUGCACACAGAAACUGCAAGAUUGCAACUACUCUGCAAUCUGUUCUGUCACCGAACGAGAUGGUCUGA